CAAAUAACAGACACAAACAUGGCAAAACUUUUUGUAGUUUUUGCCGUUUUAGCCGUUGCAGUUACAGCUGCCUCGGCCACAAGCUAUGAUCGUGUCAAACGUCAAGCUAGCACCGAAGAACCCAAGAAAGAGGAAUCUUUCGAAAAGGAAUUGUGUAAAGACAAGGAUGCCGGUGAAUGGUUCCGUUUGGUAGCUGGUGAAGGUGAUAACUGUCGUGAUGUCAUCCAAUGUACCUCAUCGGGUCUCCAAGCUAUCCGUUGCCCAGCUGGUUUGUAUUUCGAUAUUGAAAAACAAACUUGCGAUUGGAAAGAUUCCGUCAAGAAUUGUAAAUCCAAGAACAAGGAACGUCGUGCCAAACCAAAUCUCCACACCGAUGAACCUGUGUGUAACGAUGGUUUCUUGGCUUGUGGUGAUGGCGCCUGUAUUGAACGUGGCUUGUUCUGUAACGGUGAAAGAGAUUGUAACGAUGGUUCUGAUGAAAACACUUGUGACAUUGAAAACGAUCCCAAUCGUGCUCCUCCCUGUGACCCCACUGUCUGUGUCUUGCCCGAUUGUUUCUGCUCUGAAGAUGGUACCGCCAUUCCCGGUGAUUUGCCCGCCAAGAAUGUUCCCAUGAUGAUCACCAUUACCUUCGAUGAUGCCAUCAACAACAACAACAUUGAAUUGUACAAGGAAAUCUUCAAGGGCCGCAAGAAUCCCAACGGUUGUGACAUCAAGGCUACCUUCUUCGUUUCGCACAAAUACACCAACUACUCGGCUGUUCAAGAAACCGCCCGCAAGGGUCAUGAAAUCGCUGUCCACUCCAUUACCCACAAUGACGAAGAACGUUUCUGGUCUAACGCCACCGUCGAUGACUGGGCCAAGGAAAUGGCUGGUAUGCGUAUCAUUGUCGAGAAAUUCUCCAACAUUACCGAUAACUCCGUCGUCGGUGUCCGUGCUCCCUACUUGCGUGUCGGUGGCAACAACCAAUUCACCAUGAUGGAAGAACAAGCCUUCUUGUACGAUUCCACAAUCACCGCUCCCUUGUCCAACCCUCCACUAUGGCCAUACACCAUGUACUUCCGUAUGCCUCAUCGCUGCCACGGUAACUUGCAAAACUGCCCCACCCGUUCUCACGCUGUCUGGGAAAUGGUCAUGAACGAAUUGGAUCGUCGUGAAGACCCCGCCAAUGACGAAUACUUGCCCGGUUGCGCUAUGGUUGAUUCCUGCUCCAACAUCUUGACUGGUGAUCAGUUCUACAACUUCUUGAACCACAACUUCGAUCGCCAUUACGAUCAGAAUCGUGCUCCUCUCGGUUUGUACUUCCACGCUGCCUGGUUAAAGAACAACCCCGAAUUCUUGGAUGCCUUCUUGUACUGGAUCGAUGAAAUCUUGGCCAACCACGAUGAUGUCUACUUCGUCACCAUGACCCAGGUCAUCCAAUGGAUGCAGAACCCACGCACUAUCAGUGAAGCCAAGAACUUCGAACCCUGGAGGGAGAAGUGCAGCGUUGAAGGCAAACCUGCCUGCUGGGUGCCCAACUCCUGCAAGUUGACUUCCAAGGAAAUUCCCGGAGAAACUGUUAACUUGCAAACCUGCGUAAGAUGCCCCAACAACUACCCAUGGGUCAACGAUCCUACCGGUGAUGGUUUCUUCUAAGUCAGUUAUAACUUAAAAAUUCAGCCAAGCCCCCCUCUACUAUAACUACUAAGCCACAUAAGACAUUUUCUCUAACUUAAACAAAC
Messenger RNA from Musca vetustissima, 1724 nucleotides. It is a transcript of the gene serp, whose product is annotated as chitin deacetylase 1. Lineage: Eukaryota; Metazoa; Arthropoda; Insecta; Diptera; Muscidae. The transcript is spliced from 5 exons. Gene Ontology annotation, cellular component: extracellular region. Gene Ontology annotation, biological process: carbohydrate metabolic process. Bases 19 to 1638 code for a protein of 539 amino acids. The record is from RefSeq and is a predicted model, not a curated record. Gene Ontology annotation, molecular function: chitin binding; protein binding; hydrolase activity, acting on carbon-nitrogen (but not peptide) bonds.